AUGCUGAAUGAAACCACCUUACCAUCAUCAUCACCAUCUCCUCAAUCCCCACCUUACUACGAACUCUCAUCUGAUACUGAAUCAUCUGACCAUCAAUCCCCCACUCUGGCUCAGCUCCAAGAUCGUGCUCUGGCCUCUCAAAAGCCAUCACAUCCUGACCCUAAACCUGAAGUCACUUCCCCACCUCCGGAAUAUCCAAAUCCAACCACAUCUGAACCACAAUCAUUUGAACCAACCCACUCUGAACCACAACCAUCUGAACCAACCCAAUAUGAACCAAAACCAUCAGAACCAACCCACUCUGAACCACAACCAUCAGAACCAGCCCACUCUGACAUACCAAAACCCAUCACUUCCGCUGAGCCAACAACUCCCACACUCAAUCUAAGUGCCCAUAUUUCACCCUCCUCACCCUCCCAAGCCUCUUCCAAUAAACCAGAAACUACCCUUCCUACCCUUGAAGUAGUAAUUAAGGCUAUUGCUGAUGUUGCUGCUGCUGGAGCUGAGGCAAAAGCUAAAACCGACGCUGAAGAAGCAGCUCGUAUUGCCAAAGAAGUUGCUGCCAAAGCCAAAGCUGAUGAACUGACUCAGGGGGAGCCCUCCCACUCUGGGUUCGUCCCUUUGGUCCUGAAGACUCUCGAAGAACUGCAGAAAGAACAACAGGUAGUUCGAGCCAGACUAGAUCAACAGGACUCCGUCAACGUAAACAUUUAG
Molecule: messenger RNA, 714 nt
Organism: Lathyrus oleraceus (garden pea)
Lineage: Eukaryota; Viridiplantae; Streptophyta; Magnoliopsida; Fabales; Fabaceae
Product: flocculation protein FLO11-like
Exons: 2
Coding region: 1-714 (237 amino acids)
Source: RefSeq, a predicted model, not a curated record